AUCACUCUUUCUUUGCUUGCUAUUUUCUUCUUUUUUUCACAUUUGUAAACUAUUGCCCAUAUAUCAUUUUAUUAUCAUUAUCAUUCCAUUUUCUUGAUUUUUUCUUCUUUCUGUUAUCACCGAUAUUUAUUUUACCUACUUGUUUUUUUACGUGAUGUCUCAACGUUGUGGAUUGCAUGGAAGAUCCUUUACGUUAUCUGAUUUCUAUGCAAAGAAAGGUUAUCAUCCAAUGGGCAUGACAUUUGGACGGUUCCCUUUUACACAAGCCGACUUGACCGAUAAACAAGCUCUAUCGUCCAAUACCAUGAUGAGAAAAUACCCAACGGAAGAUCUUUUCGAUCAAGAACUCAUCAAUAAUAAUCAAGAUUUCAGUAGUUUACCGGCUAAAAAAGUUUUAAGCAAGGCCGAACGACGGGCGGAGCAUAAUGCUAUCGAAAGAGCUCGACGAGAAACUUUGAAUAGCAAAUUCCAUCAAUUAGCGCUGGCGCUACCCAAUCUUCAAAGUUAUCGUCGUCCUUCCAAAAGUGUGAUCGUGGAAAAGGCGCUGGACUGGGUGAAACAAAGCUUGUCAAAAGAAGAACGCUAUCGAUACCAGAUCAUUCAACUGCAGCAAGAAAACAAGCGACUACUCGCCGAACUUUUGGCUCACGAAGAAAAUCAGGCGCAAUUAGGCAAGGCGACUCAUUCCGGUUCUCCCACGCCUCAGGAAGCUUCUCUUUCUACACCUUCCUUGCCCUACAACAAUUGGUUAGCCAUGACUUCAUACCCCCUGAUGGAUGAUUUGAUGAUGAAGCCCGAUCUUCUCGAGAAUCCCAUGGAUAAACGAAAGACUCAUCUUCUCGAAAGCAAGGCUGAUUUCCAGCCUUCCGAAAAAGACUAUUACCGGAUGCCUGAAGAGUCAUCGCUUACCGAUCCUUUGGUCCCUGACCUGUACUCUUUUCCCUUGCGUAAUAACGACAACGCUUUCAUGGAUACCACUAGUGGCUGGUCCACAGUGCCAACGAACAGCAUUUCUUGCCAGUAACACAGCUGAUCAAACUGUACAGUAGCUGAUUGUUUUUUUUUAUGUAUCCUUAGUAUCACCGAUAUAUUGUAUUUUUUUUUUUCUUAAAAACGUCCUUUUGAAAAUAGCAGCGCUGAUUUUCCUAACAUUUUCCGGCUUUGAUGAAUGAAGUAAUAUUAAAGUUUUACCUCCCCACCCUUGCCUGAAAAAAUAACGC
This is a messenger RNA of Radiomyces spectabilis, 1220 nucleotides long. RefSeq lists its product as uncharacterized. The record is from RefSeq and is a predicted model, not a curated record. Gene Ontology annotation, molecular function: protein dimerization activity; DNA-binding transcription factor activity. Gene Ontology annotation, cellular component: RNA polymerase II transcription regulator complex. Bases 155 to 1024 code for a protein of 289 amino acids. The transcript is spliced from 4 exons. NCBI's taxonomy places the organism in Eukaryota, Fungi, Mucoromycota, Mucoromycetes, Mucorales, Radiomycetaceae. Gene Ontology annotation, biological process: positive regulation of transcription by RNA polymerase II.